This is a messenger RNA of Plasmodium gonderi, 543 nucleotides long. RefSeq names its product EKC/KEOPS complex subunit CGI121. NCBI's taxonomy places the organism in Eukaryota, Apicomplexa, Aconoidasida, Haemosporida, Plasmodiidae. The transcript is spliced from 4 exons. Gene Ontology annotation, biological process: tRNA threonylcarbamoyladenosine modification; telomere maintenance via recombination. The record is from RefSeq and is a predicted model, not a curated record. Bases 1 to 543 code for a protein of 180 amino acids. Gene Ontology annotation, cellular component: EKC/KEOPS complex; cytosol; nucleus.
AUGAAGCGGAGAGAAUUGCUCAUAUCUGACGAAACCGUCAGUGUAACUCUCGCAUUGUUUAAAAAUGUCACCAAUGCAAAACAGCUUUUAAGCAUUUACAAUGAAAAAACAUUUGAAGGGUCUACUAACAUGAGGCAUUUCUUUCUUAUAUUAGAUGGGCAACUGGUUUACGAUGAUAAUCACAUAGUACACAGCAUUUAUAGGGCGUAUCACAAUUUCUUGACCGAAAGAAGAAUAACGAAAAAUAUAAUCCUGGAGGUUUUCUUCCUUCUCUCUCCUCAUGAGAAGAUCAAUGAAUGCCUCAGACAGUACCAAGUGCGAGAAGAGUCAUCCUCUAUUAUUUACGUGGGCGUGAAUAUUUCAGAUGACAAAGUGAAAGCUUUUACAGAAUUAAUAAACGGAGAGAUGAUUAACUUGGAUAGUAUUUCUUCCUUACAUGAUAAAAAACAAAUUUCAGAGAAUUUCAAAUGUGGAGAACAUGAAAUAAAUUUAGAACGUUUCAUUUACCAUAACAUUGCCUCGAAGAAAAUUAACUUGGGUUAA